UCACAAAGGGGUUUAGGUAGGGCUUUAAGAAACCCAGAAAAUCUCCUAAUGGUGCUUCUUCUUCUUCUUCAUCUUCAUCUUCUCCAAUAGGUCACACACAAUCCAUCAAAAUUACAACUUUACCCUUCACUCCCCACCUUAUUUGCCUCCACAACCCACCAAUGUUGAAGCUCCACACCAGGCUCCACGCGCUAACCCCAUCACUCUCCUCGAGUCUCCGACUCGGACCCACCUCCGACUCGGCGAGCCCAAUACUCAGGGCGGCGCUGAGUUCGCUCAGGAGCUUGACUCGGAGGAGUAGGAGCUCUGAUUUGGUGGGUCACAGAGCGUUUUUCUGCUCCGAUUCGGACUCUUCCGGUGAUGGGUCGGAUCGGGUUGUCCAUGUUGACAGUAAAGCUGUGGACUCAGAGGGUGAAGAGGCUGAGCCCAAGUCUUCAUCGGCUAUUGUGCCCACUAAUCCUAGGCCUGAGGACUAUCUCACUGUUUUGGCCUUACCACUGCCACACAGACCACUUUUUCCAGGAUUCUAUAUGCCAAUUUAUGUUAAGGAUCCUAAAUUAUUAGCAGCUUUACAAGAAAGCCGCAAACGGCAAGCCCCAUAUGCUGGUGCUUUCCUUGUUAAAGAUGAGCCAGGGACUGAUCCUAGUUCAAUAUCUGGUUCUGAGUCAGAGAAAAACAUAUAUGAUUUUAAAGGAAAAGAGUUAUUGAAUCGUCUUCAUGAAGUUGGUACACUUGCCCAGAUUUCAAGUAUCCAAGGAGACCAAGUGGUCCUUAUUGGUCAUAGACGACUUCAAAUCACAGAGAUGGUUAGCGAGGAACCACUUACUGUAAAAGUUGAUCAUCUCAAGGAUAAACCAUAUAACAAGGAUGAUGAUGUCAUUAAGGCGACAUCAUUUGAGGUUAUAUCAACCCUAAGAGAUGUUCUCAAGACUAGUUCCCUUUGGAGAGAUCAUGUUCAAACUUAUACUCAGCAUAUAGGAGAUUUUAAUUUUCCAAGGUUAGCAGAUUUUGGAGCUGCAAUCUCUGGUGCAAACAAAUUACAAUGCCAGCAAGUGCUUGAAGAGCUAGAUGUGUAUAAACGUUUAAAACUUACGCUUGAACUAGUGAAGAAAGAAAUGGAAAUUAGCAAGAUUCAGGAAUCAAUUGCAAAAGCAAUUGAAGAAAAGAUUAGUGGUGAGCAGCGCCGCUACUUGUUGAACGAACAGCUUAAGGCCAUAAAGAAGGAAUUGGGGUUGGAGACAGAUGACAAAACAGCACUUUCUGCCAAAUUUAGGGAGAGGCUUGAACCAAACAAGGAUAAGAUCCCACCUCAUGUUUUGCAAGUUAUAGAAGAAGAGCUAACAAAGUUGCAGCUGUUAGAAGCCAGUUCAAGUGAAUUUAAUGUAACUCGUAACUAUCUAGAUUGGUUGACUGCUCUUCCCUGGGGAACUUAUAGUGACGAGAACUUUGAUGUCCUUCAUGCACAACAAAUUCUUGAUGAAGACCAUUAUGGUUUAGCUGAUGUAAAGGAAAGAAUAUUAGAAUUCAUUGCUGUUGGAAAACUCAGAGGAACUUCACAAGGAAAAAUAAUAUGUCUCUCAGGCCCACCUGGGGUGGGCAAAACAAGCAUAGGUCGUUCAAUUGCCCGUGCCUUGAAUCGUAAGUUCUUCCGGUUUUCUGUUGGAGGAUUAUCAGAUGUUGCUGAAAUCAAGGGGCAUCGACGAACCUAUAUUGGUGCUAUGCCAGGAAAAAUGGUGCAGUGCCUAAAAAAUGUGGGAACAGCUAACCCUCUUGUUCUGAUUGAUGAGGUUGACAAGUUGGGAAGGGGGCAUGCUGGUGAUCCGGCAAGUGCAAUGUUGGAGCUUCUUGAUCCUGAACAAAAUGCUAAUUUUCUAGACCACUAUCUUGAUGUUCCAAUUGACCUAUCAAAGGUUCUGUUUGUGUGCACUGCAAAUGUUGUGGAAAAUAUACCCAGUCCUCUCUUGGACAGAAUGGAGGUCAUUGCUAUUGCUGGAUAUAUUACUGAUGAGAAAAUGCACAUUGCAAGAGACUAUUUGGAGAAGAGCACACGUGAAGCAUGUGGAAUCAAACCUGAAGAGGUUGAAGUAACCGAUGCAGCUCUUCUUGGUCUAAUAGAAAGUUACUGUCGAGAAGCAGGAGUUCGGAAUCUCCAAAAGCACAUAGAAAAGAUUUAUCGCAAGAUAGCUCUCCAACUUGUUAGACAAGGAGCAUCAAAUGAACCUGCAAUUGUUGAAGCUCAGGUUGUUGAACCUGAGGAAACUCUAGUGGGAUGUGCUGAUGAAUCUAGUCAAAAAUUGGUUGAAAGUGAGACUAGAGCUGAACCAGUAGAGGAUAGCAGUCAUGAACAAACUGCUGAAACCUUUGUAGAAGUUGAUGCAAUGCCAACAGACCUCCCAGCUGAUCAACCUUCGGAUUCAAAGGAUGUGACAGAUCCCAAGACAAUCCAGGAAAGUGAACCAACUAAGACUGUUGAAAAAGUUGUGGUUGACACAUCAAACCUAGCUGAUUUUGUUGGAAAACCUGUUUUCCAUGCUGAGCGCAUUUAUGAUCGGACUCCAGUUGGAGUAGUUAUGGGUCUGGCUUGGACUGCCAUGGGGGGGUCCACCCUGUACAUAGAGACUUCUCAAAUUGAGCAAGGAGAGGGGAAAGGGGCCCUCAAUCUCACCGGCCAACUUGGAGAUGUUAUGAAAGAAAGUGCUCAAAUCGCUCACAUAGUUGCAAGAUCAAUAUUAGUUGAGAAGGAGCCUGAUAACCCUUAUUUUGCAAAUUCCAAGCUUCAUCUUCAUGUUCCUGCAGGGGCCACCCCUAAGGAUGGGCCUAGUGCUGGUUGCACCAUGAUCACAUCCUUGCUGUCUCUUUCCAUGAAGAAGCCUGUCAAGAAGGAUCUAGCAAUGACUGGGGAAGUUACUCUAACAGGGAAGAUUCUUCCAAUUGGUGGGGUUAAGGAGAAAACUAUAGCAGCCAGAAGGAGUGAAGUAAAGACCAUCAUAUUCCCUUUGGCCAACAAGAGGGAUUUCGAUGAACUUGCAACAAAUGUGAAAGAAGGCCUCGAUGUUCACUUUGUAGAUGACUACAGGCAGAUAUUCGAUAUAGCUUUUGGUGAUGACCAGAAGACAGGAAAAUAAGCUUUCCAUGCCCACCGGCGUACGACUCCAUUUUUUCAGGAUUCUGGGCAAGUUCUUUUUGUGACCCAAGCUAGGAGCCUACCCAGAUUUGUAAUAUAUCAAUUUUUCAUCCAGAUGAUCUAGGGAUGCAAUGGAGCUGAGAUUUGUUCAUUGCUUGGGUGUCACAUGAUGCACCUUUAUUUACUUCUUUUCAUUCGUGUACAUUGGAAUCACCCAUUUGAAAGAAGUAUAAUAUUGAAGUGACAUCUGUGGCAGCUGAAAAAGAAAUAAGUUACUGACAUUGAUUUUUUUGUUGAAUCAAACUUACACUCCCAUUUUCUUUGGGAACAUAGCAUGAGUGAAAAACAUAGACACUAACUGAUGAUAAAA
Molecule: messenger RNA, 3494 nt
Organism: Quercus robur (English oak)
Lineage: Eukaryota; Viridiplantae; Streptophyta; Magnoliopsida; Fagales; Fagaceae
Product: lon protease homolog 1, mitochondrial-like
Exons: 20
Coding region: 162-3125 (987 amino acids)
Biological process (GO): protein quality control for misfolded or incompletely synthesized proteins; protein catabolic process; chaperone-mediated protein complex assembly
Cellular component (GO): mitochondrial matrix
Molecular function (GO): single-stranded DNA binding; serine-type endopeptidase activity; ATP-dependent peptidase activity
Source: RefSeq, a predicted model, not a curated record